AUGGAGUCGCGGAGAGAACAGAGGGGUAAAACCCAUCCUGUGGAGGGGGUGAAUUUUAAAAGGCAGAAAUUAAGUGAUGGGGAAGAUUUCUGGGCUUCUGCGACUCUGUGCCAAGCUUCGGACAACACCCCCACUGGGGGAUGUUUACGCAAAAAUGGCAAUUCCAAGGGGAGUAGGCACUCCAGUGCAAGCACAGAAAGUGAGGGCUCCUCUCGAAGGAAGCAAAGAGACCUGCGGAACGACGCGGUGAAAACCGAAAUGGAAGCCACCACUUCCGGGAGCACCAAAAAGAUGGUGAGCACCACACCGGGGAGGGACCACCCCACUGAUUAUCGAAGCGGUUACCCCAGCAGUGCGCACACAUUUGAGCAGGGAGGGGACGUGGGGAGGGCAAACAGCGCGGGCAGCUCCGAACCCCCCACCAUGCGCAACCAUGUCAGCGACACGUACAAGGUCCUCAUCAACAUCUGCUUGAACGAAAUUAAAAAAAGUGCCAACGCAGAUGAUGUGGACGAUGUGUAUAGGGUCCUCAAAAAUAAGGACCUCAUAUUUGACGAUGAUAAAAUGGGUGGCAACGAAUUUGAGAGGAGGAAGGAACGGCUUCCCCGUGGGAGCAGCUCCUCCAGUGGGUCACGGACUUCACCCCCAACUGAGGAAAAACAUUGGGACAACCCCGAAUGGGUUGAUAGGGGUGAGAGAGCGCCCCCCUGCCGAGUAAACACCAAGAGGAACAAACGGAGCAGCAGCUCCAUUAGAAGCAGGAGCGGGGGAAGUGGCGCGAUGGAGAGCCGCCAUGGGGAAGGCGCAAAGGGGAACGGCCACCAAUGGAGUGAUGACGAACAGGAGGGUGGCAGCUCCCCGCAAGGGUCAUCCACCGGGGUGCACCACGGAAGGGGAGAAGUGGAGAAGGGUGUCAAAUAUGACCAGUCGGGCUGCCAACAUGUUGGAGAGCUGGGCGAUGGGUCCCCGCACAUCGGGGGAGGGAGAGAGAGGCCCCACUCGUCAGGGGAGGAAGGGGGCGCAGCGCGCCUCGCCAGGAAGAAGCUGAAAAUGGAGAUGGAGGGAAGUAUCGGCGAAGGGAGGGUCGACCAGCGAAGCGACCAACGGAGCGACGAACGAAGCGAACGCCGCUGCGAAAGUAGAAAUGACCAACGAAGCGAACGCCGCCAUGCAGGGGCGGCCCUCGCCAGGGUCGCCCCCCCGCGGGAGAAGAUCGAAGCGGACAUGUAUAACAUCUUCAAAGGGGUAAUCAACAUGCUGACGUGCAAGUACCCGGAGCACAACAUAAAGGAGUUCUUCUUCAGCAGCCAGGACAGACUCAAAGAGGAAUACGAAAGCAACAAAAGCAAGUCCAUUCAAAUAACGAGGUACGAGCCCAACCGGUGCAACAAUAUCUUCACCAAAAUUAAGCAAGAGCUCUUCUACGUCACCAAAAAUACAAAACUGAGGAAUCAUAUAAGCAACACAAGAUACAUGUACGAUGUGUAUAACUACUGUGUGAAGAAUAUAAAGAGGAACAUAACCAUCCUGUCUCAUUUCAUCCCCAAUAAGAAGGACUUCAAAUUUAUAACAAAAAUGAGAUUUAAUAAUAGCUGCGAAAAUGUAGUGACUUCUGGAAAGGAUGGCCACUUGAAAAUCUUUCAUGCCAUCACGGGGAAUUUAAUCCUCUGCAUUAAGGCUCACCGGAAUGCCAUCACCGAUUUUGAUGUCCACCGAUCGGACAAGUACAUCCUCUCCUGUGACGAAAAGGGGGUUGUUAAAUUUUGGCUAGUCGAUAAGCACAUUUAUAAAACUCUCUUCACCUAUAGGAGAACGUUUCUAAUGAAGACGGUUCAGUUUUUUUACCAUGAAAAGGGGAGCAGCCAAAAUGGAAAUGAUACUUACAAAACGUAUGCCAUCUGCUCCACCAACUCCUACUUCUUCAUCAUCAUGUUUGACGAUUUGAGCAAUGAUUCCCAUUUGAUGUACUCCCUAGAUAUGAACCUUGGAGAGGUGAAAUUUUUUCCUUACAUUAAUUUUUCCUAUUCCCUAAGUUAUAACGUCUCCCCCUACAUUUAUAACACCUUGCUGAUGUCCAAGGGACCCAUCAGGGGAUUGAAGAGUGCCUACCUCAUGUUCAUCAACACGUCGAAUCAGUGCAUCGACAGAUUUUCCGAAAAGAACGAUUUUGCAAACACCGCCAAUUACAAGAGCAGGAAAAAGAAGCUCAUGUUUUUGCUUCUAACAUCGAAGCCUUACUACGAUGAUGAGGAGCGAACGGACGACUUGCUGAGCAUCACCCCCAACGAUGUGGCCAUCAUCAAAUAUGUCAACAAAAUUGACGAGCGUAAAUAUGGCAGCACUCACACGGAUGACGUUAUUGAACUCACCUACAAAGGGGAGAAGAAAAAACAAAAAAUGAGCGAUGAAGAUCUUUCCUACGCAAAAAUUUUCCAAUGCUUUGAGAUAAACAUUUUGCAAGACAAUGCUAAGAAGGAAAUCGGCUUCUCCCUCUUCAAACGGUUUGAAGAUUUCAACGAGGAAAUUCUCCUCUUCGCCUUUUCCAACCGGUCCGCUGACUUCCUCACUGUGCAGUUUAGCGGCUCUGUAUUUUUGUGGCACUUCCAGAGCUACAUCGACGAGAUGGCCCGCACCAAGUUCAGGAGGAGCCGUACCCACAGCAGAAGCAUCAACAGUGGUGCACGUGGCAAAGUCAACGUUUGCUGCUUCUACACCUCCCUCUACGUUGAAUUCUUUUUGGAGUCCCUCGCCCUCAACGAGAGCAACAAGGCCAAAGGGGGGAAAAACGACUUGGGAGGCUGCCCUGCCCGGGGAGACGACACACGGAAGACGAGCGAUAGGAGAGAUCCCAGGGGGAAUGAAAACAACAAUGCUGCGAACGACGUGAAUGACGAAAAUGAGUACGACAAUCUGUUCGUCAUAUCGUCUACGUCCUGCUCCUCUUACUGCUACUCCUCCAGUGGGAAGGAAUACGUGCCAAGGGUCAACCGGGAGAAGGAGCUCAAGAGGAAGCGGCUCCUCAGGGUGCAGCGGGGGGUCAACUCUGGCGGAGGGGCCCCCGACGAGCAGGACAAGUUGGGAGGGGUCAGCGUGGUCGGCGGCGUGGUCAGCGGCGCGGACGCGGGGGAGGCGAACAACGGCAGCGUCAUCAUGGAGAGCAUCAUCCACAGCAGCGGCAGCGCAAAUGGGAAUAACAGCCUCGACGCGAACGGGGGGGCCCCCAACAGGGUUGCGGCGAAUAGGAUUGCCGCUAACAGGAUUGCCUCCAACCGGCUGACCGCUAAUCGGCUCACCGCUAACCGCCUCACCGCCAACCAGGCCCCCGAGCGAACCGGCGCCCAGUGCGUGUACAACGAGAAGGCGAGCAACAAGCCCAAAAUGAGAGCCAAAAAAUUAAACUACAAAAUCAGCAACGUGUCGUUCAACGCGUCCGACGAAUACCUAAUCGUGGCCGACGGAAUUACCAACAAGUCAAAUGCGUCGAAAGAAGACACCUUUGCAGUCACCAUGAAAACAAACCUGUCUAUCUUCUGCCUGAGGACCUACGAAGAAGUCAAAAAUUUUGAUUUAAAGAAAUGCAACAGCUAUGUGAGCUUCAUCAAGCCGAAUCCCUUUUUCACAGACGUAAUUCUCUUUGCCUGUUAUAGGAAAUACAUAUAUCUUCUAAACGCUCAGAAGAAAAAGAUAAUAAAGAAGUAUUCCUACGACAGUGAAUUAAAAAAUUUAAGUGCGGAGUGGAGUCAAAACGGUUACCUCUUCAUCGUCUCCCACAAUUAUGGCUACUUCUCCAUUUUCACUCUCAAUAGAAACGCCUCCUACAAGUUGACCCUAUCCGAUCAAAUUACUUCUUGCCAAAUUUGCUCCUUCAACGAACCCGCCAUUAACGAAUCGACGGACAAUUAUGAAAACAUGAAUUCCUUGCCCGAUGUGUUUAUGUACGAUUCGUUUGAGGCCAACAAUGCGGAGGAGGCCGUGGACGUCGUGCGGUUUAGCAGUGGUGGUGUGGGAGCAACAGCGGUAGCAACGGCAGCGGGGGUUACUGCCCCCAGGGGGUUCCUUUUCGGGGAGAGUAUAAACACUUCAUCUAGUUUCAACACCGGCGUGGAGGUCGCAGGGGCGGGCGGCAGCUUUGGCAACAAUUGGGGCGGGGCCACCAUCAUUGGUGCAGCAGCGAGGAAUGGCGCCGCCUCUCGGAAUGUCACCGCCUCCCGGAAUGGUGCCGCUCCCCGGAAUGACGCCGCUCCCCGGAAUGACGCCUCUCCCCGAAAUGACGCCCCUCCCCGCAAAGGGAGGAGAGCCACCCGCAGGAGCAACCGAAUUAUAGAGGACAGCUCGGAGCUCUCCUGCUCGGCCAACUCGAUCUACACCCUCUACACAGAUAGCAACUCGAAGAACUCCAAAAUUUCGGUGCAGGACGGGGGGGAAGCGAAAGAUACAAAGAAAAAAAAGAAAAAGAAAAAAAAAAACACAGGUGCAUCCGAUGACGGGAGCGACAAGAGCCCCAACGAUGAAGUGAAAAUCAUCGACAAAGGCACCUUCCAGGGGAGGGAGGACAAACACGUCAUCAACUUGGAGAACAUACCCUCAAAGAGCGACGAAGUUAUUAACGUGGAGGAUAUGCACCGAGAGUGCAUUAAGAAUAGUGCCAACCGAAAGAAGGAGGUCAUCAACCUUGAUAGCGUCCUGAGUGACAACUACGGCUGCGGGUUUAGGAGUAAAAGGACGGCAAGGAACCGAUCCGCCGCGCAGAAUGUGGGAACCAGGUCAAGUGCAGCCAACGCGGGAGACGCGCCUACGCGGAAGAGGCUUCACAUAGCUGGGAGGGACGGUGCGGAACAUUUGAGCAGUCAUUCCGAUGGGCAGUCAAGCGGGCGGGAAAGUUCCAACGGCGAACACACCUACCGCUAUAGGAAGAACCCAUUCCUGCCCAUGAGAAAGCGAAGCACAAAUGUGCCGCCCUCCGAUUUUAAGGCAAAAAAGGACAAUCGUGAUGAGUAUGAAUGUUUGCUAACUGCAGGGAACCACCCAAGGGAAGGAAUACACUACCCCUACGACAUACACAUUAACAAAUUAAAAGAAUUCUUCAGUGGAGAUAAGCGAAAGGAAAGAGAAGAGGUGGUGAAAAGGGAUCGAUACAUGAGUGACUGGGAUACAGAUUUUGAAAAAUGUAGCUCCAUUCAUUUUUUUAGUGACAAUUCAAAUUAUGGGAACUAUUCGGAUGAUCUGUUUAGCGACUCACCUAAAGGGAGCAAGCUGGGUUCUCUCCAAAGGGGAAAUCACAGGCCAUUCGAAUCGGACCUACAUGGGCAGAUGAAGCAUGUGAGGGGGGGUGGCCGCCCAGGUGAUCGCUUCGAUGCGGCGGCGCGGAAGGGCAGGCGGAGGCCGCGUUAUCCAGGCCGCGCGUGGGCAGCGAAGCGGGGCGACAGCAGUAUCGCCGGCAGCAGCACGGGUAGUAGCGCGGAUAGCAGCGAGCAUAGCAGCGAGGAGGACAAUGGCGAUUACGAUGACGGCGGAUGGCGAGACGAAACUGGCAGAGGCGCCCGCCGAAGGAACAAACCCAAAAAGGAAGCAGACAACCCCUGCCUGGUAAACUUCUCCAACGCAAACAUUCUGGUAGACAAGAAAUUUAAAAUGUACGAGGAGCAGCUGCAGCCGGUCCUCCCCAAAUUUUCGAGCUUCAAUUGCAGUAGAAGCUACCUAGGCAAAAUUAGCACCUCCCCGGUGGACCCCAUAUGCGUUCAGCUCAACUACUUCACCCAAGUGUGCCGCAGGUUGAAGGGGGAGAGCGCCAUCAAUCUGAAGGCCCUCCUGACGUUUGACGUUCUGUACAAGGCGUUCAUAAAUUACCGGGGGGGUGGCGGCCCCAUGACGGUUGGUUCUAUAAAUCCCGGUCAUCACAACACGUGCGGUGGUGCCCCCACUUGGAAUCACAGCAGACGGUUCAACCACAGAGGGGCGAGCGAAGCCCAGGGAAGUGCCCUCGCAGAGGGGAGGGGAGAACAUCGAAGCAGCUCAGUUAGUGAUGGACACCAUUGCGGUGUCAGUGUGGAAGAGCACCUCAGCCAGCAAGCUGGCGGCAGCAAGCAGCCCUUCCAGGUGGUGAACAACAGGGGGGAGGAGGAGCCCCUGCUGCCCAGGGUGCCCGUCCACAGGAAGAAUGAGAAGAGCGAGGCCUUCCUCCGCCUCCUGCGGGGCUGCGCGCGCGGAAUCGGCGGGGUUGGCGUGGUUAGCGGCGAAAUGGGUAGUGCAGUCGGCGGUGGAUGGAGCGGGGAGGAGCCCCCCCUCGGCGCAGCGCUGACCAGGUGCAUAGAAACGUUCAAGCGGAAAAGCAACCGCGCGGACAAGUACAAGCGCUGCUACGUGAACGCUGUGCGAGUAGGCCGGUCGUACAAACGAUUCAUAAAUGUGAGUCCAAUCUGUGACGGUAGCAGCUGUGACGGUAGCAGCGUCCUAACAUGGGGAAGCAGAGGAGGGAAGAGGACCCCCGAGAGGAACCCCUUUAGACAACAAAUGGACGAAAUGAGCCACUCACUGCUGUAUCAAAUUUUGAAAAGGUUCCCUUGUAGGGAAGAAGAAGACAUUGACAGUUUUAUGUAUUAUAAAAAGAGGGCCUACUCGGAAAAAAGCCUCAAAGAGGUUCUUCAAGGAUACUUGAGGCACUACACGAACGUGGACGCACAGAUGAGGCAGUUCGACCAUAGGCUGUUCAUCUACACGAAUAGCAACCGAAUGCUCUUUAUGAAUGCACACACGAUGAAACUGCUUAACGUUUUAGAAGAGAACUACUGCAAAAGUUUAAUUAGAGAAAGUUUCAACCUAAUGAAUAACUGUCAGCUGAAGGGAAGGAACUGCAUAAUUAAAAGCAUCGAUGGGUUCAACACCUGUAGCUUCCUGAACCCGUAUUCCUUGUAUCUAAGGUCCACUGGAAAUUAUGACUUUCUGAAUUCAAGAACGGUUCAAAAUUCGCUACUCUCCAGCUACGCUAGGUACAAUGAAUUGUUUGCAAUGUUUAGAGGCAACAUGCAGGUGAACACCCCGGGGAGUGCAGUCGGCGCACGGAACGGUGCCAAUAUGACUAACGCCGCAAACAUGGCUAACGCCGCUAACAUGGCCAGCAUGGCCAACGUGCCCAACGCGAACAGCACCAUCAACGUCACCAACUUUUUGAUGAACUACGAAAAUGUGCUGAGCUCCGGAAGGAACACAGACAUUGCCGUGAUAAGCGAGCACUCCUCCGUUUUUACAAGCGACCAGUCAGCCAACUUUUUCACUGAGGAUGAAGAAGACGAUGAUGAUGAUGACGACGAUGAUGAUUAUGCUCACGACGAUUAUGACUUUGGCUACAACCACGCAUCCAGCUCCUAUUCGAGAAGGAACAAUAGGAGGAACAGACGCAGGGGCACUACCAGAGCUCCCAAGAGAACCACCAGCAGUAGACGCAGGACCAACGCACGCAAUAAUAACGCCACCCCCAGAAGGACCUCCGCCAGGAAUAAAAAAAACAAUGAAAAGAAAAAUUACAAUUGUGAUGAGGUCGUCCACGUCAAUGUUCGGAAAAGCGACCGUCUACGCAAUAAGGAAAUGAGCAGGCGGGAGAACAACCACGGGGCAGCCACCCUCAACCAGGGGGAGGACUUCCUCAACAACGGCAGCAGCAGCAGGCACCUCAGGAACGGCUCGUCAAACUACUCCAGGAGCCGCUACAACACCAGGUCCUCCAACAUGAACAACCGGGACUUCAUCUGA
Plasmodium vivax (malaria parasite P. vivax) is the source of this 7746-nucleotide messenger RNA. RefSeq lists its product as hypothetical. NCBI's taxonomy places the organism in Eukaryota, Apicomplexa, Aconoidasida, Haemosporida, Plasmodiidae. The record is from RefSeq and is a predicted model, not a curated record. Gene Ontology annotation, molecular function: protein binding. The coding region runs from base 1 to 7746 and encodes 2581 amino acids. The transcript has a single exon.